This is a messenger RNA of Magallana angulata, 4962 nucleotides long. RefSeq lists its product as uncharacterized. The coding region runs from base 121 to 993 and encodes 290 amino acids. Lineage: Eukaryota; Metazoa; Mollusca; Bivalvia; Ostreida; Ostreidae. The record is from RefSeq and is a predicted model, not a curated record. The transcript is spliced from 7 exons.
ACUGGUGUGUUUAUUUAUAUUUUAUGAAAUAUAACGGUAUAAAAUACAGUUCUGAAAAUCCGUUUUUGAGGUAAGAGUUAUUCCCCUUUGAAAACUCUUUCGUGUUACUGAUGUAAACAAAUGGCAGACGGCAGGUGUUCGAUCGCCUGUAUAUCUACUGUAGUUAAAACAGACUGCAACGUAUCUUCAAGAUAUCGAAAUGACGGUGAAGUGAGGAGGUUGAGUGACUGUAACAGGCCCAUUUUCAACCAUUUGCGUCAGUUUUCUAUUAACAGCGCCGACAUUACAAGUGAAGGGCAAUUGAUUGCAUUUCGAUGCGGACUGUUCGACACAGAUCUUAGCUCAUUCACCGUGUGCCCAUUUCAUAGAGACUCUCUAGGACUAGCAUGGCAGCAGAGAGUCAAGUGUCAAUAUCCUUUUCACGAAGGGAAAGCUAAACCAUACCGUAGUUUUUCUCUCCGAAUGAGCAGACUUGUUUUCUCAAGCUUAUCUACUUUGGUACCAGUUGGCUCAGGCAUAUGUCGUAAGUGUAUUGACCUUGUACACAACCUACCUGAUAAUCAUGAGGACAUAAAGAAUGAUAAUGAUAAUGAGAAGAAUAUAUCAGCUGAUAUCACACAGAGAUGUGCUGCGUACAGUCUUCGUCCAAUUAACAUUGAGAAUGGUGGGGAUUGCAUUGAACAUUCAGACCAGCUUUCAUCACAGGAGAGCCAACAUCUGUCUCAAACUUCAAACUGGAGUGAGGAAAAUUCUCUAGGAUUAGAGACAUUGAACAGUAUUGUCCAUACCAUUUCUAAUGGAAAACUCAGUCCAUUGAAAUACCAACUGCAAAAACCUCUUCAGGACAUUACGUCACAAAGUAGAAAUUACAUACAGAAGAAAGCAUCACAAAUGGUACAUAGUAUCCUGGAAUUGGUUGCUCCUGGACAAUCAGAAGAUCUGCAUGAAACUCAUGGUGGAGCCUGUAACAAACACCAAACACCAAGAAACUGAAAACCUUUUUGAAAUACUGACUAAAAUCUACAACGAUUCCACAUACAAGCUAGGCUGUGAAAGAUCAGACUCUAUCUAUUAUGGCUGGACUUACAACAAAAGAGGACCUCAAGAACAGAAUCCCAGGACUUACAAACUAUCAUAUUGACAAAGUUCGAGCUGUUACACCAGACCAAAUAUUUCAGAAGGUAAACCAACCUCCAAAGAAAAGACAAAAAAUGGACCAAACUAAACUAGAGCACUGUCUCUCAUUUUUCUUCAGCUCCUCUUUUCACCAACUGGUGUCUUAUGGUACAAGAGAUUUGGAGCUUGACUCUGGUGAAAUAGUUGUAAUUCCAGAUGUGGUUCGCACUGCUUGCCAUUCUUCUAUAAUUGAAACGUAUGAAAAACAUUGCAAAGAUACUGACUUCUCACCACUGUCAAGGGCUACACUAUUUCGCAUCCUACAUGUAUGCAUGCUCGGCUUCCAAACGGCGCAACCUCCAUGGCUUAGACAACAUUACAGCAGAUGGCUUUGCUGCUUUUAAGUCUUUGUGUAACAUCUUGAAGAAUCUAGAGCUCAAAGGAACCAUAGACAAAGAUAUGAAAUCUACCUUGACACAACUUCUCACAGAUGGUCAAAAUUAUCUGAAGAGAACCUUCAAGUUCCAUGUCUCUCUAGAUUCAGCUUGUUCUGACCAUUGUAUACAGUGGGCUUGCAGUGAUCCUAAAGAUGUCAAAUUUCAGUCCGUAUGCAACCAUGAGCACACAGACAGCUGUCAAGAGUGUGAAAAAUUAUCAGUGGUCCUUGAUCAGAUGUGCUCUUUGAAUCUAGAUGAUGAUGAGGAAGUAUAGAUGUUAUAGAGGCAAGAAAAAACAUCCAAGCAUGGAAAGCCCACAUCGUAAGAACAAUCAACCAAGACCGCAGCAGAGUAGAUCUUCUAGACACUUUGAAAACAUCUCAAAUACUGCUGUGAUGGACUGGGCCAUGAAGUUUCUCCCUCUUUUACAUCGAGAGAAGCAGUCAGACUGGUUUGGUCAAAAAGGGAUCUCAUGGCAUGUCACUGUUGGCAUCACUAAAGAUAAUAAUGGAUCUCUAAAGCAUAGUACUUGGGUGCACAUUCUGGAAAGUGGCAAACAGGACUGGUUUGCUGUAGCAUCAAUCCUGGAACAUACUCUUUCAACUGUGGCUCAGCAGUAUCCCAAUAUGAAAGAGGCGUUCCUAAGAUCUGACAAUGCUGGAUGUUAUCACAAUGGAUUUCUCUGGAGUUCAAUUCGUAGCAUAUCUGAGAGAACAGGAAUCGUUGUUAAAAGAUUCAACUUUAGUGAGGCACAAGCAGGAAAAUCAUAUUGUGAUGCCAAAAUUGCUCAUCAUAGGAAGAAAAUGAGAUUGUAUGUAGCAGAUGGCAAUGACAUCAAGUUUCCAGCUGACAUGAAGAUGGCCAUAGAUACAAGUGGAAGAGUUGCUUGAUGCCAGGUAGCAGUUGUUGAUGUUGAUUACACCCAUCAACUGUUAUUUGGCCACAAAUGGAGGGAUGUACGUUUCAUCACUGAUUUUGAAAUUGAUUCUUCCUUGAUGACCACUCACCGUGCGUUUGACAUUGGUCAGGGAAAUGUUAUUGACGCAACAUUGAUGGUCUCCUUACCACAGAGUUCAACGGAUCUACGAAUACUCUCCAACUUCAUGACACCAGAAAAGCAGGAAGGACAUAUACAAACUCCAAGUACUGUAAAAGAACCUGUUCAGUGCUUCCCUUGUUCCGAAGAAGGCUGUUUACAAAGUUUUUGCACCUUUGAAGAAUAUGAGGAACAUAUGUAUUUUAAGAGACACACGUUUGAAUUUCAUCAAAAUUCAAACAUGUUUACAUUUGACAAAGUUAAGCUGAGAUGGGCAGAAAAAUGUAACCUGCAUGAAAGUGAAGAGCAGAUCAUCAUGCCAACAGCCCUGUCUGACAGUGGUGGAAAAGGUUCUAGCAUAAAAGGAUGGGCUCUUAAGAAAGAAAAGAAACAAGUUCGGUUCAAACAGCACGUGCGCGAUUAUCUAAACGAGGUAUUCAAGACUGGAGCGGAGGUUGGGAGGAAGGCUAAUCCAGCAGAGGUUGCUUUGAACAUGAGAGCACUGACAAACGAUAGGGGAGAGCGCAUUUUUGCAGCUCAGGACUGUUUAAAGCCAAGUCAAAUAAUUUCCUAUUUCUCCAGGCUCACAUCACAAUCCAAGGAUUCCUCGAAACAAGGGAGCAGAGAAAUAGCAGAAGAAGAGGAUGAUGAAUACCUGGAACACGUUAUCAGGGAAAUUGAAAUUCAGGAAAUCAAAGACACUGUGAAUGCGCUGUGAUCAGGAAAGAGAAACCUUUGUUCAGCUAUGUACAUGUAAUUUACGUUAGAUAUUUUAUUACAGAUUCAUAAUUCCAAAUGCAAAUGACUGUUAACCUUAACUCUAUAUCUAGAAUUUCGAACAAAUUAGUUUUAUCAUGUUUAUGACUACAAUAUAUAUUAUAUACAUGUAUAAGACAAAUCAAGAUAAAUGUUAUUUCAAAAUUUUCCUAAGGUUGCAUAAUCAAGUCCUGUAAUUUAGAAUUCUUUCUCUGUAUUAAAAUUCAAAUAGCCAGUAUUUAUUUUAAAUAGUGUGUAACUCACACCAGUAUUCCAUUCAAUUUUUUACCCUUGCAAUAUAUAUGAUGACUUUAACUUCUUAUUGUAAAAAGGUUACCAAUAUGCAGGGACACAUUUUUGCCAUUUUCAUUGUUAUGCAACAAAAUCAAAUUUUGUUUUUACACUUGAUAUAUUCUUCAAAUGUUUUUGAAUUUAUUUGUGCAAUCAAAUUUUAUUUCUUUUUUUAUAAAUUGAAAAAUUGCAAUUACAUUAUAUGUAGGUAUGAUGCAAGCAAUAACUGAAGUGCAUGAUGUUGGAGGUUACAUAUCCUCCCCCGCCCCCUUGAUAAAAUUACAGCAUAGUAUUUGCCGUUUUCUAAUUUAUUCUUUUGGAGACAAUAUUAUGCAAAAAACAAUAUGUAUGUCUUUUUUUGUUAAUCACAUGUAUUUUUUUCUCACAUAUGCACUUAAGAAUUUACAUGUUCACUUACUGUACAGUUCUGUCAUUUUAUGUGUUGUCAUAAGUCAAGUGCUUAAAGGUUAAUUUCCGAGGCUAUUGUUCUAAAAUUAAAUGAUUUUUACAAGUUCUUCAUAGUCCUCAUAGAUUUGUCAACUUUAUAGAUAUAAACUGAUUUUUAACAAAAGAUAUGAUAAUAACAAUACAUGAAGUUAUUGCCAAUUUUUUCAUAUGAAGGGAUUUCAACAAUCCAUUGAUUCUCAUGUUUAUGGUGGUAGUUUUAUUAGGAAAAAAUGGGCAAUUUUCUUUUUAGAAACCUAUUUAUGUGAGAAAAGAUACUUUCUAAAAUAACAAAAGAAAAUUUUUAUCUUGUUUUGUGAACAUAUAUUGCCAAAAACUUAUAGUGAAAAAGGUUCGCAAAGGUGAAUUUUAAAAUAUUGUGGUUUUGUUGCCAUGGAUACCACCUCUAAUUGGUAAAAUCACACAUAUCUAAUUCUGGAAUUUUAUUAUUCAUAUGAUGACUUUUAUAACUAUUUAUAAUUGGGAACAAAAGCUGAUCAGAAGUUUUUAAUAUUUUGACAUAAAAAAGACCAAAUUUGUAGUUUUCGGUUUUGGCUAUUUGUUGCAAUAUGAACCCCUUUUAAUUUGCAUUUCAAGAAAAAUGUGCUUAAUAUCUAUAAAAAUUUGAAUGAUUUUUUAAAACACCAUAUUAUACUCUUAAUAAACCAACAAAAACAAAAUAUCACUCUUUUUUCAUUUUCUUGCUGUCAUGGAAUUUUAAAUGCUAUUUUCCUUUAAUGUACAGAGCUAUUUGGAGUCUUGUUGCUAUGGAAAAUAUGACGUGGCUAUUUCCAUAGCAACAGCUUGAAUUUUGCCGAAUGGUGUUUAGGUUUAGCUUAUAUGACUGUAGUCUCUUGUAAUAAAGAAAGGUUAUAUCAAUUG